Molecule: messenger RNA, 13523 nt
Organism: Pimephales promelas (fathead minnow)
Lineage: Eukaryota; Metazoa; Chordata; Actinopteri; Cypriniformes; Leuciscidae
Source: RefSeq, a predicted model, not a curated record
CAUCACUAAUGGUUCAUGUACAUGUAUCAAUGCCCUUCCAGUGGAUGGACAGUUCUGUCAAGUGCUGCCUUCUAAGUACAUGAUUGACAUUGAUGUGAGAUUCUUUGACUUGUUCCUGGUGAACUACUUAAGAAGUCUAAUCAUGAACAUCAGCCUGCCUUUGACUCUGAGCAACAGCAUAAAUAUCACAGAUAUCGACAUGACUACUGUGUGUGGGUUAAAUGGAACACAAUAUGAGUGCAAGUGUGAGGAGCGUCAUGUUUGGCCCAAUGACACCUGCAGGGCCUAUCAUGAGUGUGAUGAGAUUGUGGGGGGCACUUGUGGAUGUAUUCAAGCUCUCCCUUCAGAGGGUCCGCUUUGCCAGAGAGACAUCAAUGAAUGUGAAGAUGCAGUGUCAGUUUGUGGUCAAUACUCAGACUGUAUUAACAUCAUUGGGAGUCACAAGUGUUCAUGCUGGAGUGGAUUUAAUUCCUCCAAUAAAGACAGUCCUGUGAGCCGCAACAACUCAUGUCAGGAUAUAGACGAAUGUCUGGUCAGUCCAUCUGUAUGUGGUCCAGAUUCCAACUGCACAAAUGAAAUAGGAAGUUACAAUUGCUCAUGUUUGAAUGGAUUCACUGUAACAAACUCAAAUCUCACCAUCAGCAUCAAUAACCCGUGUAGAGAUGUCAAUGAAUGUCUAAAUACAUUAGAGGUCUGUGGUCCAAACUCUCGUUGCAACAACUCAUUUGGGAUUUACAACUGUUCCUGCUUGAUUGGGUUUACUGUAACAAAUAUGAAUCAACCAAUCAGCACCAGUAACCCAUGCAAUGUGACUCUACCUUUGACUGAAUAUCUGAUUGAAAUUCAGAUCAAUAGUGUGGAUAGUAGCGUCACUGAUCAGCUGAGGACUCUUCUGAUGUCUUUUAAUUUGCCCUACAUAAUCAGUGACAGCACUAACAUUACAGAAAUCAGCAUAACUACUGUGUGUUCAUUGAACCAAACGCAGUAUCAGUGUAAAUGUGAGGGUCUGUUUGUUUGGCCAAAUGACACGUGUCACUCAUACGAGGCCUGUGAUGACAUCACUAAUGGUUCAUGUACAUGUAUCAAUGCCCUUCCAGUGGAUGGACAGUUCUGUCAAGUGCUGCCUUCUAAGUACAUGAUUGAUAUUGAUGUGAGAUUCUUUGACUUGUUCCUGGUGAACUACUUAAGAAGUCUAAUCAUGAACAUCAGCCUGCCUUUGACUCUGAGCAACAGCAUAAAUAUCACAGAUAUCGACAUGACUACUGUGUGUGGGUUAAAUGGAACACAAUAUGAGUGCAAGUGUGAGGAGCGUCAUGUUUGGCCCAAUGACACCUGCAGGGCCUAUCAUGAGUGUGAUGAGAUUGUGGGGGGCACUUGUGGAUGUAUUCAAGCUCUCCCUUCAGAGGGUCCGCUUUGCCAGAGAGACAUCAAUGAAUGUGAAGAUGCAGUGUCAGUUUGUGGUCAAUACUCAGACUGUAUUAACAUCAUUGGGAGUCACAAGUGUUCAUGCUGGAGUGGAUUUAAUUCCUCAAAUAAAGACAGUCCUGUGAGCCACAACAACUCAUGUCAGGAUAUAGACGAAUGUCUGGUCAGUCCAUCUGUAUGUGGUCCAGAUUCCAGCUGCACAAAUGAAAUAGGAAGUUACAAUUGCUCAUGUUUGAAUGGAUUCACUGUAACAAACUCAAAUCUCACCAUCAGCAUCAAUAACCCGUGUAGAGAUGUCAAUGAAUGUCUAAAUACAUUAGAGGUCUGUGGUCCAAACUCUCGUUGCAACAACUCAUUUGGGAUUUACAACUGUUCCUGCUUGAUUGGGUUUACUGUAACAAAUAUGAAUCAACCAAUCAGCACCAGUAACCCAUGCAAUGUGACUCUACCUUUGACUGAAUAUCUGAUUGAAAUUCAGAUCAAUAGUGUGGAUAGUAGCGUCACUGAUCAGCUGAGGACUCUUCUGAUGUCUUUUAAUUUGCCCUACAUAAUCAGUGACAGCACUAACAUUACAGAAAUCAGCAUAACUACUGUGUGUUCAUUGAACCAAACGCAGUAUCAGUGUAAAUGUGAGGGUCUGUUUGUUUGGCCAAAUGACACAUGUCACUCAUACGAGGCCUGUGAUGACAUCACUAAUGGUUCAUGUACAUGUAUCAAUGCCCUUCCAGUGGAUGGACAGUUCUGUCAAGUGCUGCCUUCUAAGUACAUGAUUGACAUUGAUGUGAGAUUCUUUGACUUGUACUUGGUGAACUACUUAAGAAGUCUAAUCAUGAACAUCAGCCUGCCUUUGACUCUGAGCAACAGCAUAAAUAUCACAGAUAUCGACAUGACUACUGUGUGUGGGUUAAAUGGAACACAAUAUGAGUGCAAGUGUGAGGAGCGUCAUGUUUGGCCCAAUGACACCUGCAGGGCCUAUCAUGAGUGUGAUGAGAUUGUGGGGGGCACUUGUGGAUGUAUUCAAGCUCUCCCUUCAGAGGGUCCGCUUUGCCAGAGAGACAUCAAUGAAUGUGAAGAUGCAGUGUCAGUUUGUGGUCAAUACUCAGACUGUAUUAACAUCAUCGGGAGUCACAAGUGUUUAUGCUGGAGUGGAUUUAAUUCCUCAAAUAAAGACAGUCCUGUGAGCCGCAACAACUCAUGUCAGGAUAUAGACGAAUGUCUGGUCAGUCCAUCUGUAUGUGGUCCAGAUUCCAGCUGCACAAAUGAAAUAGGAAGUUACAAUUGCUCAUGUUUGAAUGGAUUCACUGUAACAAACUCAAAUCUCACCAUCAGCAUCAAUAACCCGUGUAGAGAUGUCUAUGAAUGUCUAAAUACAUUAGAGGUCUGUGGUCCAAACUCUCGUUGCAACAACUCAUUUGGGAGUUACAACUGUUCCUGCUUGAUUGGGUUUACUGUAACAAAUAUGAAUCAACCAAUCAGCACCAGUAACCCAUGCAAUGUGACUCUACCUUUGACUGAAUAUCUGAUUGAAAUUCAGAUCAAUAGUGUGGAUAGUAGCGUCACUGAUCAGCUGAGGACUCUUCUGAUGUCUUUUAAUUUGCCCUACAUAAUCAGUGACAGCACUAACAUUACAGAAAUCAGCAUAACUACUGUGUGUUCAUUGAACCAAACGCAGUAUCAGUGUAAAUGUGAGGGUCUGUUUGUUUGGCCAAAUGACACGUGUCACUCAUACGAGGCCUGUGAUGACAUCACUAAUGGUUCAUGUACAUGUAUCAAUGCCCUUCCAGUGGAUGGACAGUUCUGUCAAGUGCUGCCUUCUAAGUACAUGAUUGACAUUGAUGUGAGAUUCUUUGACUUGUACUUGGUGAACUACUUAAGAAGUCUAAUCAUGAACAUCAGCCUGCCUUUGACUCUGAGCAACAGCAUAAAUAUCACAGAUAUCGACAUGACUACUGUGUGUGGGUUAAAUGGAACACAAUAUGAGUGCAAGUGUGAGGAGCGUCAUGUUUGGCCCAAUGACACCUGCAGGGCCUAUCAUGAGUGUGAUGAGAUUGUGGGGGGCACUUGUGGAUGUAUUCAAGCUCUCCCUUCAGAGGGUCCGCUUUGCCAGAGAGACAUCAAUGAAUGUGAAGAUGCAGUGUCAGUUUGUGGUCAAUACUCAGACUGUAUUAACAUCAUCGGGAGUCACAAGUGUUCAUGCUGGAGUGGAUUUAUUUCCUCAAAUAAAGACAGUCCUGUGAGCCACAACAACUCAUGUCAGGAUAUAGACGAAUGUCUGGUCAGUCCAUCUGUAUGUGGUCCAGAUUCCAGCUGCACAAAUGAAAUAGGAAGUUACAAUUGCUCAUGUUUGGAUGGAUUCACUGUAACAAACUCAAAUCUCACCAUCAGCAUCAAUAACCCGUGUAGAGAUGUCAAUGAAUGUCUAAAUACAUUAGAGGUCUGUGGUCCAAACUCUCGUUGCAACAACUCAUUUGGGAGUUACAACUGUUCCUGCUUGAUUGGGUUUACUGUAACAAAUAUGAAUCAACCAAUCAGCACCAGUAACCCAUGCAAUGAUAUCGAUGAAUGUCUGGUCAGUCCAUCUGUAUGUGGUCCAGAUUCCAACUGCACAAAUGAAAUAGGAAGUCACAAUUGCUCAUGUUUGGAUGGAUUCACUGUAACAAACUCAAAUCUCACCAUCAGCAUCAAUAACACAUGUAGAGAUGUGAAUGAAUGUGUCGAGAGAUCAGAGGUCUGCGGUCCAAACUCAAACUGCAGCAACACUGUUGGGAGUUACAAUUGCUCCUGCAAGAGUGGAUAUGAUGCAACAGAUCCAAACCUCCCUAUAAACAGCAAUAACACAUGUAGAGAUAUAGAUGAAUGUCUGGUCAGUCCAUCUGUAUGUGGUCCAGAUUCCAACUGCACAAAUGAAAUAGGAAGUCACAAUUGCUCAUGUUUGGAUGGAUUCUCUGUAACAAACUCAAAUCUCACCAUCAGCAUCAAUAACCCGUGUAGAGAUGUGAAUGAAUGUGUCGAGAGAUCAGAGGUCUGCGGUCCAAACUCAAACUGCAGCAACACUGUUGGGAGUUACAAUUGCUCCUGCAAGAGUGGAUAUGAUGUAACAGACCCAAACCUCCCUAUAAACAGCAAUAACACAUGUAGAGAUAUUGAUGAAUGUCUGGUCAGUCCAUCUGUAUGUGGUCCAGAUUCCAACUGCACAAAUGAAAUAGGAAGUCACAAUUGCUCAUGUUUGGAUGGAUUCACUGUAACAAACUCAAAUCUCACCAUCAGCAUCAAUAACCCGUGUAGAGAUGUGGAUGAAUGUGUCGAGAGAUCAGAGGUCUGCGGUCCAAACUCAAACUGCAGCAACACUGUUGGGAGUUACAAUUGCUCCUGCAAGAGUGGAUAUGAUGUAACAGACCCAAACCUCCCUAUAAACAGCAAUAACACAUGUAGAGAUAUAGAUGAAUGUCUGCUCAGUCCAUCUGUAUGUGGUCCAGAUUCCAACUGCACAAAUGAAAUAGGAAGUCACAAUUGCUCAUGUUUGGAUGGAUUCACUGUAACAAACUCAAAUCUCACCAUCAGCAUCAAUAACACAUGUAGAGACGUGAAUGAAUGUGUCGAGAGAUCAGAGGUCUGCGGUCCAAACUCAAACUGCAGCAACACUGUUGGGAGUUACAAUUGCUCCUGCAAGAGUGGAUAUGAUGUAACAGACCCAAACCUCCCUAUAAACCGCAAUAACACAUGUAGAGAUAUCGAUGAAUGUCUGGUCAGUCCAUCUGUAUGUGGUCCAGAUUCCAACUGCACAAAUGAAAUAGGAAGUCACAAUUGCUCAUGUUUGGAUGGAUUCUCUGUAACAAACUCAAAUCUCACCAUCAGCAUCAAUAACCCGUGUAGAGAUGUGGAUGAAUGUGUCGAGAGAUCAGAGGUCUGCGGUCCAAACUCAAACUGCAGCAACACUGUUGGGAGUUACAAUUGCUCCUGCAAGAGUGGAUAUGAUGUAACAGACCCAAACCUCCCUAUAAACAGCAAUAACACAUGUAGAGAUAUAGACGAAUGUCUGGUCAGUCCAUCUGUAUGUGGUCCAGAUUCCAACUGCACAAAUGAAAUAGGAAGUCACAGUUGCUCAUGUUUGGAUGGAUUCACUGUAACAAACUCAAAUCUCACCAUCAGCAUCAAUAACCCGUGUAGAGAUGUGGAUGAAUGUGUCGAGAGAUCAGAGGUCUGCGGUCCAAACUCAAACUGCAGCAACACUGUUGGGAGUUACAAUUGCUCCUGCAAGAGUGGAUAUGAUGUAACAGACCCAAACCUCCCUAUAAACAGCAAUAACACAUGUAGAGAUAUAGAUGAAUGUCUGGUCAGUCCAUCUGUAUGUGGUCCAGAUUCCAACUGCACAAAUGAAAUAGGAAGUCACAAUUGCUCAUGUUUGGAUGGAUUCACUGUAACAAACUCAAAUCUCACCAUCAGCAUCAAUAACCCGUGUAGAGAUGUCUAUGAAUGUCUAAAUACAUUAGAGGUCUGUGGUCCAAACUCUCGUUGCAACAACUCAUUUGGGAGUUACAACUGUUCCUGCUUGAUUGGGUUUACUGUAACAAAUAUGAAUCAACCAAUCAGCACCAGUAACCCAUGCAAUGAUAUCGAUGAAUGUCUGGUCAGUCCAUCUGUAUGUGGUCCAGAUUCCAACUGCACAAAUGAAAUAGGAAGUCACAAUUGCUCAUGUUUGGAUGGAUUCACUGUAACAAACUCAAAUCUCACCAUCAGCAUCAAUAACACAUGUAGAGAUGUGGAUGAAUGUGUCGAGAGAUCAGAGGUCUGCGGUCCAAACUCAAACUGCAGCAACACUGUUGGGAGUUACAAUUGCUCCUGCAAGAGUGGAUAUAAUGUAACAGACCCAAACCUCCCUAUAAACAGCAAUAACACAUGUAGAGAUAUAGAUGAAUGUCUGGUCAGUCCAUCUGUAUGUGGUCCAGAUUCCAACUGCACAAAUGAAAUAGGAAGUCACAAUUGCUCAUGUUUGGAUGGAUUCACUGUAACAAACUCAAAUCUCACCAUCAGCAUCAAUAACCCGUGUAGAGAUGUGGAUGAAUGUGUCGAGAGAUCAGAGGUCUGCGGUCCAAACUCAAACUGCAGCAACACUGUUGGGAGUUACAAUUGCUCCUGCAAGAGUGGAUAUGAUGUAACAGACCCAAACCUCCCUAUAAACAGCAAUAACACAUGUAGAGAUAUAGAUGAAUGUCUGGUCAGUCCAUCUGUAUGUGGUCCAGAUUCCAACUGCACAAAUGAAAUAGGAAGUCACAAUUGCUCAUGUUUGGAUGGAUUCACUGUAACAAACUCAAAUCGCACCAUCAGCAUCAAUAACACAUGUAGAGAUGUGGAUGAAUGUGUCGAGAGAUCAGAGGUCUGCGGUCCAAACUCAAACUGCAGCAACACUGUUGGGAGUUACAAUUGCUCCUGCAAGAGUGGAUAUGAUGUAACAGACCCAAACCUCCCUAUAAACAGCAAUAACACAUGUAGAGAUAUAGAUGAAUGUCUGGUCAGUCCAUCUGUAUGUGGUCCAGAUUCCAACUGCACAAAUGAAAUAGGAAGUCACAAUUGCUCAUGUUUGGAUGGAUUCACUGUAACAAACUCAAAUCUCACCAUCAGCAUCAAUAACACAUGUAGAGACGUGAAUGAAUGUGUCGAGAGAUCAGAGGUCUGCGGUCCAAACUCAAACUGCAGCAACACUGUUGGGAGUUACAAUUGCUCCUGCAAGAGUGGAUAUGAUGUAACAGACCCAAACCUCCCUAUAAACAGCAAUAACACAUGUAGAGAUGUGGAUGAAUGUGUCGAGAGAUCAGAGGUCUGCGGUCCAAACUCAAACUGCAGCAACACUGUUGGGAGUUACAAUUGCUCAUGCAAGAGUGGAUAUGAUGCAACAGAUCCAAACCUCCCUAUAAACAGCAGUAACCCAUGUAGAGAUAUAGAUGAAUGUCUGGUCAGUCCAUCUGUAUGUGGUCCAGAUUCCAACUGCACAAAUGAAAUAGGAAGUCACAAUUGCUCAUGUUUGGAUGGAUUCACUGUAACAAACUCAAAUCUCACCAUCAGCAUCAAUAACACAUGUAGAGAUGUGGAUGAAUGUGUCGAGAGAUCAGAGGUCUGCGGUCCAAACUCAAUCUGCAACAACACUGUUGGGAGUUACAAUUGCUCGUGCAAGAGUGGAUAUAAUGUAACAGACACAAACCUCCCUAUAAACAGCAGUAACCCAUGUAGAGAUAUAGAUGAAUGUCUGGUCAGUCCAUCUGUAUGUGGUCCAGAUUCCAGCUGCACAAAUGAAAUAGGAAGUCACAAUUGCUCAUGUUUGGAUGGAUUCACUGUAACAAACUCAAAUCUCACCAUCAGCAUCAAUAACACAUGUAGAGAUGUGGAUGAAUGUGUCGAGAGAUCAGAGGUCUGCGGUCCAAACUCAAUCUGCAACAACACUGUUGGGAGUUACAAUUGCUCCUGCAAGAGUGGAUAUGAUGUAACCGACACAAACCUCCCUAUAAACAGCAGUAACCCAUGUAGAGAUAUAGACGAAUGUCUGGUCAGUCCAUCUGUAUGUGGUCCAGAUUCCAACUGCACAAAUGAAAUAGGAAGUCACAAUUGCUCAUGUUUGGAUGGAUUCACUGUAACAAACUCAAAUCUCUCCAUCAGCAUCAAUAACCCGUGUAGAGAUGUGGAUGAAUGUGUCGAGAGAUCAGAGGUCUGCGGUCCAAACUCAAUCUGCAACAACACUGUUGGGAGUUACAAUUGCUCGUGCAAGAGUGGAUAUAAUGUAACAGACCCAAACCUCUCUAUAAACAGCAGUAACCCAUGUAGAGAUAUAGAUGAGUGUCUGGUCAGUCCAUCUGUAUGUGGUCCAGAUUCCAACUGCACAAAUGAAAUAGGAAGUCACAAUUGCUCAUGUUUGGAUGGAUUCACUGUAACAAACUCAAAUCUCACCAUCAGCAUCAAUAACACAUGUAGAGAUGUGGAUGAAUGUGUCGAGAGAUCAGAGGUCUGCGGUCCAAACUCAAUCUGCAACAACACUGUUGGGAGUUACAAUUGCUCCUGCAAGAGUGGAUAUAAUGUAACAGACACAAAUCUCCCUAUAAACAGCAGUAACCCAUGUAGAGAUGUGGAUGAAUGUGUCGAGAGAUCAGAGGUCUGCGGUCCAAACUCAAUCUGCAACAACACUGUUGGGAGUUACAAUUGCUCAUGCAAGAGUGGAUAUAAUGUAACAGACCCAAACCUCCCUAUAAACAGCAGUAACCCAUGUAGAGAUAUAGAUGAAUGUCUGGUCAGUCCAUCUGUAUGUGGUCCAGAUUCCAACUGCACAAAUGAAAUAGGAAGUCACAAUUGCUCAUGUUUGGAUGGAUUCACUGUAACAAACUCAAAUCGCACCAUCAGCAUCAAUAACCCGUGUAGAGAUGUGGAUGAAUGUGUCGAGAGAUCAGAGGUCUGCGGUCCAAACUCAAACUGCAACAACACUGUUGGGAGUUACAAUUGCUCCUGCAAGAGUGGAUAUAAUGGAACAGACACAAACCUCCCUAUAAACAGCAGUAACCCAUGUAGAGAUAUAGACGAAUGUCUGCUCAGUCCAUCUGUAUGUGGUCCAGAUUCCAACUGCACAAAUGAAAUAGGAAGUCACAAUUGCUCAUGUUUGGAUGGAUUCACUGUAACAAACUCAAAUCUCACCAUCAGCAUCAAUAACACAUGUAGAGAUGUGGAUGAAUGUGUCGAGAGAUCAGAGGUCUGCGGUCCAAACUCAAUCUGCAACAACACUGUUGGGAGUUACAAUUGCUCGUGCAAGAGUGGAUAUAAUGUAACAGACACAAACCUCCCUAUAAACAGCAGUAACCCAUGUAAAGAUAUAGAUGAAUGUCUGGUCAGUCCAUCUGUAUGUGGUCCAGAUUCCAACUGCACAAAUGAAAUAGGAAGUCACAAUUGCUCAUGUUUGGAUGGAUUCACUGUAACAAACUCAAAUCUCACCAUCAGCAUCAAUAACACAUGUAGAGAUGUGGAUGAAUGUGUCGAGAGAUCAGAGGUCUGCGGUCCAAACUCAAUCUGCAACAACACUGUUGGGAGUUACAAUUGCUCAUGCAAGAGUGGAUAUAAUGUAACAGACACAAACCUCCCUAUAAACAGCAGUAACCCAUGUAGAGAUAUCGAUGAAUGUCGGGUCAGUCCAUCUGUAUGUGGUCCAGAUUCCAACUGCACAAAUGAAAUAGGAAGUCACAAUUGCUCAUGUUUGGAUGGAUUUACUGUAACAAACUCAAAUCUCACCAUCAGCAUCAAUAACACAUGUAGAGAUGUGGAUGAAUGUGUCGAGAGAUCAGAGGUCUGCGGUCCAAACUCAAUCUGCAACAACACUGUUGGGAGUUACAAUUGCUCGUGCAAGAGUGGAUAUAAUGUAACAGACACAAACCUCCCUAUAAACAGCAGUAACCCAUGUAGAGAUGUGGAUGAAUGUGUCGAGAGAUCAGAGGUCUGCGGUCCAAACUCAAUCUGCAACAACACUGUUGGGAGUUACAAUUGCUCCUGCAAGACUGGAUAUAAUGUAACAGACACAAACCUCCCUAUAAACAGCAGUAACCCAUGUAGAGAUAUAGAUGAAUGUCUGCUCAGUCCAUCUGUAUGUGGUCCAGAUUCCAGCUGCACAAAUGUAAUAGGAAGUCACAAUUGCUCAUGUUUGGAUGGAUUCACUGUAACAAACUCAAAUCUCACCAUCAGCAUCAAUAACCCAUGUACAGCAAUAACAGCAACAGCACCAGUGCCUUCUACAACUAUGAACCCUACUACAACAACUACAACUACAGCACCCAAUACAACUACAACUUCUACAACUACAGCACCUACUACAACUCCUAUAACCACAACUUCUACAACAACAACAACUGCACCUAUUAAAGAACCAGUCCCGUUUACAGUUAAAAUGUCAAUGAAAUUAGAUGAAGAUUUUGAUACCAGUCUCAGCGACCCCAAAACAGAGAAGUACCAACGCUAUGCUGGUGAUAUUCAGUCAGUGAUUAACACAACUUACCACACUGUGCCUACGUUCAAAGGUUCAGUACGUGUCACUGGCUUCAGGCCUGGUAGCAUUAUAGUAGACUAUGAAGUAUCUUCAACAAUCAGCAGCGCAGCUACUUUUGCAGAUACAAACAAUGAGGUUGCCAAAAAUCUCAAAUCCAGUGGAUAUCCUGUAGCUGUGGAUGCUUUUGCUGAAAGUGAAAACGCCACUUUUUCCUCUACACCAUGGUAUCCUGAGCAAGAUAUGAGACUGGAAUGUAAACGCCCAGUUUCUGUUCUUGGUGACAUAAGUUGGAAAUGGAAUGAUGACGUUAUAAUACAGAACGAAAAAUACUCCAUUACUACUUCAGAAGAUGGUAGCAUUCUCACUGUGAAAAAAGUUGAAGAGAAAGACAAAGGUAUAUAUGCAUGUAUCAUUAAAAGGAAAAUAAAUUACAUUCUGUGGCAAGAUAUAGUUAUUGCCACACUUCCCAAUAUUAAUGUGGGUCAAAACGAAAGACAGUUUCAGUGUAAGGAUCAGACCGUGGAGCUGAUAUGCUGCGAACCAAACUAUGCUGUGGUGUGGAAUACUGGUGAAGAGACAUCUCCAGGCGGGACAUGCGCCACACUAAAACAUGAAAUCAAGAGCACAGAUUGUGGUCCUGAAGAAUUUACAUGCAGACUCAAGAUCGCUGCCCUUCAAAGCUUGUCUUAUGGCCAGAGCAAAGUCAAAAUUCAGAAAGUCGAUGAAGUGUUGACCUGUAACGAUAAAACACUUGGAGAUGGAAAAGAAGGUGACUUUGUGCAAGGACCCUGUGAAAAAGGCAAAGAAGGCAUUAUAACUUAUCAAUGUAAAUUAUCUGUAUGGUCGGAGACUGUCAGGGACUGUAUACUUCAGGUUAUCAUAGAAAUUGAAAAGAAAGUUGAGAAUUUGGUUCCACAAGAGAUACCCGAGGUUAUUAGUCAGCUUAGCACUGCUACAGUGGACAAUAAAGACGAGAUAACACAGUCUUCUGUGACUGUCGAAAAAAUUGUUGACAUACUUGUAAGAAUUGCUGAGGUCUCACAAUCCAUUGUCAUCGGUGAGCCUGUGAUGAAGGGUUUCCUUACGGCAGUGAAUGUCCUUGUUUUAGAAGAAAGCAGUUCAUCAUGGACAAAAUUGAAUGCCAACAACACAUCAAACGCCAGCAUUGCACUUCUGAGCGCUAUUGAGAAUAUAAGCGACCGUCUCACAGAUGACAAUUUUUCAAUAAACGAAACCUCUCUUGAGUUGAAUAAAAUUGUAACAAACAGCUCCUCAUAUAGUCAAAUAUCAAAACUGCCAAACUCAACUACUGAGAUUCUGAUACCACAGAUUCCUGCAUCCACCUCCAUAACCACCAUAAUCUUCACAACUCUUGAUAAUGUCCUACCUACUCGUAAUACUAGCAAUAAAAAUGACACCAAUAAUAACGUACGCAUCAACGGAGAUGUGGUUGUUGUUAAGGUGAACCCAAUGGUUAACAACAUUUCUUUUGCGUUUGACACUACGAAUGCCUCUUUGGGAAAUCCUCAAUGUGUCUUUUGGAACUUCAGUCUUGACGCAUGGGAUUCCAAUGGAUGUGAAGUAAAGCCCUCAGUGAAUCAAACUGGCAAGGUUACAUGUGAAUGCAACCACACAACCUCCUUUUCAAUCCUAAUGUCACCGUUUUUCCUGAAGAAUGAUGUCUUAGCCUAUAUAACAUACAUUGGUGUAGCUAUUUCAAUGGCCAGCUUGAUUUUGUGCCUCAUUAUCGAGAUUAUCGUGUGGAAGUCAAUGACAAGAAAUGACACAUCCUACAUGCGACAUGUGUCCAUAGUCAACAUUGCCGUGUCCCUGCUGAUCGCGAACAUCUGUUUUAUCAUUGGAGCCGCAGUCGCAGAACAAGAGCAGCCAACAUCAGUGGGUCGCUGCAGUCCAGCGGUUUUCUUCAUGCACUUUUUUUACCUGGCUCUUUUCUUCUGGAUGUUAAUUUCAGCGCUGUUGCUCUUUUACCGGACAGUCAUGGUCUUGUCCCAAAUGUCAAGGGCCAGAAUGAUGGCCAUUGCCUUCAUAGUCGGUUAUGGUGCGCCUUUGCUCAUAGCGGUCAUUACUGUUGCGUCGACAGCUGGACCUAAGGAAUAUAUCACGAAAGAAUUAGCAUGCUGGCUGAACUGGAAUGAAUCUAAGGCCCUGCUGGCAUUUGUGAUUCCAGCUCUCACUAUUGUAGCCAUAAACCUUGUGGUUUUGAUUGUGGUUCUGUAUAAGAUGUUGAGGAGAGGAGUUGGUACCACAACUCAGCCGGAUGAGAAACAUGCCCUGGUGGUCAUUGCCCGAUGUGUGGCCAUAUUGACUCCUAUCUUUGGUCUAACUUGGGGAUUUGGAAUUGGAACCAUGGUGUCCCGUGACUUAGGCAUUCAUGUGGUGUUUGCACUCCUCAAUUCACUGCAGGGAUUCUUUAUAUUGGUGUUUGGAACGCUUUUAGACAGCAAGAUCCGUGAAGCACUGGCAGGAAAGCUGUCACUAAGGAACCUUACCAGCUCUAACCAAACCAGGAGUACUAGUGGAGGACCAUCAUCUUCAAGCGGGCUGGGUUUCUUUCAAAGGAUACGUAGGAGAAGAAAUAUCUACAAUGUAUCUGAAGCCAGCUCAGCAGCAAGAUCUUCAAACAGCUCUGGUGGCUCAGAUACUUUUAUGAAUGCAUAAUCAGCACAUUAACUGUUACUUUAUUAAAUAUUAAACAGCCUUUUCCAAACAAGUUUUCUAUACUGCAAGUAUAUAAACUCUACAAUCUGUUACUUAUUUAUGGGAAGUAGUGUUUCUAUGUUCUGAAGUAUGAAUAAAAGUGGAUUAUAAUUUACAGAUCUAAUGUUUAAUAUGGGAUAUGUUUUAUUAUAAUGCUGUGAUUUGCAUGAUUGAUGCACUCAUUUAUAACAGAAAAAUUAUAUAAUUAAUAUAGAAAUUGCUUUAUUUGUGUUUUCUGGCUUAUUUGAUGUAAUGUAUUUUUCUUUGCCAUUUUAAAUCAUCAGGUUUGUCGAAAGGUUGGUGUCUUUAUGCUGUUCUACACUGUAUGGUUUAUUUAUAAAAAAUCUAUAAUAAAAUGUAAAUGCAACAGAUA